AAAACAAACAAACAUACUAUCACUCCUAAUCCUACGUUGAAUCAUAAAUAUUCCAUCUGAUGUUGUAUUGUUAAGGUUUCUCCCACAAACUAUUUUGUAAACGAGACAUCAACAACAGUUGCAGAAGCAGAAAGAAAAGAGGAAGAGAUGACAGGCUCAGCAGAUGCAUUAGUGAUAUCAUUCGGUGAAAUGCUCAUCGACUUUGUUCCUGACACAUCUGGUGUUUCCUUGGCUGAGUCUUAUGCUUUUAUCAAGGCCCCUGGAGGUGCCCCUGCCAAUGUUGCUUGUGCCGUAUCCAAACUUGGUGGUAACGCUGCCUUCAUUGGCAAGGUGGGAGAUGAUGAAUUUGGAAGGAUGCUAGUUGACAUUUUGAAGAAAAAUGGGGUCAAUACAGAUGGUGUUUGCUUUGAUGAGGAGGCAAGAACUGCAUUGGCUUUUGUGACACUGAGGAAGGAUGGAGAGAGGGAGUUCAUGUUUUAUAGAAAUCCUAGUGCAGAUAUGUUGUUGAAGGAAUCUGAAUUGAAUGUGGGUUUGAUCAAGCAGGCCAAGGUAUUCCAUUAUGGAUCUAUUAGCCUUAUAACAGAGCCAUGCAGAUCAGCUCACUUGGCUGCGAUGAAAGCUGCUAGAGAAGGUGGUGCUUUGCUGUCCUAUGAUCCGAAUGUGAGGCUGCCUUUGUGGCCUUCUCAUGAGGCUGCUAGGUCUGGGAUCAAGAGCAUUUGGUAUGAAGCUGACUUCAUCAAGGUGAGUGAUGACGAAGUUCAAUUUCUGACACAAGAAGAUCCUGAGAAGGAAGAUGUUGUCAUGUCCCUGUGGCACGACAAAUUGAAAAUGCUUCUUGUCACUGAUGGAGAGAAGGGUUGCAGAUAUCUUACCAAGAACUUCAAAGGAAGGGUAACUGGAUUCUCAGUGAAGGCAGUUGACACAACUGGUGCUGGUGAUUCUUUUGUUGGUGCACUCCUCACAGCUGUGGCAAGGGACAGUUCCAUAUUUGAUGACGAACCAAAAUUGAGAGAGGCUUUGACGUUUGCAAAUGCUUGUGGAGCAAUGUGUACAACACAGAAGGGAGCAAUUCCUGCACUUCCAACCGCUGCAGACGCUGAGAAAUUUGUUUCCAACUCAAAAGCCCAAUAAGCUCUCCUUUCAAAUUUGAUAGCCCAUAGGGACUACCCAUUCUCAAUUGAGAGUUUCGCUUUAUAAGUCUGAUUACCAAUGACUUAAAAGUUGUUUCCGUUUAUGAAUAAUAACCAACUUAUUUUUCCUUCUAUGCA
Cajanus cajan (pigeon pea) is the source of this 1268-nucleotide messenger RNA. Its product is annotated as pfkB-like carbohydrate kinase family protein. Gene Ontology annotation, biological process: fructose metabolic process. NCBI's taxonomy places the organism in Eukaryota, Viridiplantae, Streptophyta, Magnoliopsida, Fabales, Fabaceae. Gene Ontology annotation, molecular function: fructokinase activity. The record is from RefSeq and is a predicted model, not a curated record. Gene Ontology annotation, cellular component: cytosol.